Pongo pygmaeus (Bornean orangutan) is the source of this 2450-nucleotide messenger RNA. It is a transcript of the gene COQ10B, whose product is annotated as coenzyme Q10B. Gene Ontology annotation, cellular component: mitochondrion. The transcript is spliced from 5 exons. Lineage: Eukaryota; Metazoa; Chordata; Mammalia; Primates; Hominidae. Gene Ontology annotation, biological process: cellular respiration. Gene Ontology annotation, molecular function: ubiquinone binding. Bases 539 to 1255 code for a protein of 238 amino acids. The record is from RefSeq and is a predicted model, not a curated record.
GUAUUAGACAAUCAUUAACAAGCAGGACGCUGACAGCCAGGCUUUGCAGCCAGGGGUGGUGGCCUGUCUGGCUCCGCACUCACGGGUUUGGACAGUUACAUAGUUAACACUCAAACCCUGGGGUUUCCCGCAGCCCCCGGGCGGGGCUCACGUGACUGGCCUCCCGGAAGCGGACCCCAGGAGAUCCAGGCAGUUGGUUAAUCCAGGAACAGUUCCUGGGCGGGGCGUGGACUGAGCAGUCACUGAGUAUUACGCAAAUUGCGCGAGCGUACGGGAAAAGCGAUUGGUCGGUCAGGAGAGAAAGGUGUGUCCUGGCGGGCCCGCAGCUCCUCCGAUUGGCCGACAGGCUGAUGGGAACGUUUACAGUCAGCGUGUGUCAGCGACGUGCAACCCGGAAGGGAAGAAGGGGCGUGUCAGGCUGCGCAGGGGGCCAGUCCAUUGGCUGGAAGAGACCGGAGCCGGGCUGCGGGCCCGACCAGAGGUGGGCGGUGCUGCAGGGCUGGUCCGGGAGGUGACGACCGGCUUCGGAGAGUCUAUCAUGGCAGCUCGGACUGGUCACACGUCCUUGAGAAGAGUAGUCUCGGGAUGCCGUCCGAAGUCGGCGACAGCGGCCGGGGCGCAGGCGCCCGUGCGGAAUGGCAGAUAUUUAGCUUCCUGUGGUAUACUGAUGAGCAGAACUCUUCCACUACAUACCUCAAUUUUGCCUAAGGAGAUAUGUGCACGAACUUUCUUCAAAAUCACUGCACCAUUAAUAAACAAAAGGAAAGAGUAUUCAGAGAGAAGAAUUUUAGGAUAUUCAAUGCAGGAAAUGUAUGAUGUAGUAUCGGGAGUGGAGGAUUACAAGCAUUUUGUUCCUUGGUGCAAAAAAUCAGAUGUUAUAUCAAAGAGAUCUGGAUAUUGUAAAACAAGAUUAGAAAUUGGAUUUCCACCUGUGUUGGAGCGAUAUACAUCAGUAGUAACCUUGGUGAAACCUCAUUUAGUAAAGGCAUCUUGUACUGAUGGGAGACUUUUCAAUCAUUUGGAGACUAUUUGGCGUUUUAGCCCAGGUCUUCCUGGCUACCCAAGAACUUGUACCUUGGAUUUUUCAAUUUCUUUUGAAUUUCGAUCACUUCUACAUUCUCAGCUUGCCACAUUGUUUUUUGAUGAAGUUGUGAAGCAGAUGGUAGCUGCCUUUGAAAGAAGAGCAUGUAAGCUGUAUGGUCCAGAAACAAAUAUACCUCGGGAGUUAAUGCUUCAUGAAGUCCAUCACACAUAAAGGCAAAAAAGAACUGGUGCCACCUGCUUCUGACUUUAGUUUGUUCACUUUUAGGAAGUAUUUUCAUGACAUGUUUUCAGAAGCCAGAAAGCAUUUGUUAAACGCAGCUUUGGUUAUAAACCUGCACCACUGAAAAUUUGCACAUAGAAUAUAGACUCACUUGUACAUAGAAUUAUUUCUUCAAUCAAGUAUAAUUCAAAAUAAUAUGGACAUUAUCAUGUUCUGCAUUACAAUAAUGGGAUGUCAUCACCAUUGCUAGAAUACUGGCAUGAUUCUUCUGAGCAGAAGUUGAAACUGUAAAUUUAAACCUUUUAAUUAUCACCUUACCUGAAAGAGGUUAGUUAAGAUAUUCACACAGUAUGUAUUAUAUUAACCAUAUCACACUUAAGUUAUUAAAUUCAGACUAUUUGUAACUUAUUGUUAUAGGGCCUGCCAUAUGGCUUAGGAUAUUUGAGUAAUCAUAUAUUUAAAGUAAAAUCUUUGGGCUGGGCUCAGUGGCUCACACCUGUAAUCCCAGCACUUUGGGAAGCUGAGGUGGGCAGAUCAGUUGAGGUCAGGAGUUCGAGACCAGCCUGGUCAACAUGGCGAAACUCCAUCUCUACUAAAAAUACAAAAAUUAGCUGGGCGUGGUGGCACACACCUGUAAUCCCAGUUACUUGGGAGGCUGAGGCACAAGAAUCGCUUGAACCCGGGAGGCGGAGGUUGCAGUGAGCCAAGAUCGCCCUGCUGCACUCCAGCCUGGGCAACAGAGGGAGACUCUGUCUACAAAAACAAAAACAAAAACUGUUAGUGAAGGUUCCCUGGAACUUUUGAUAUUUUAAAAAUUGUUCUUAUGACUAGUAGAUAAAUUCAGUGCCAUAAUGAGGCUAGCUCCCAGAUAAACAAUGUAUUUUCUUCUUUUUUUUUUUGGUGAGUGGUCCAGAGCUUUAAGCUACUUUUCCAGUAUUUUGCCACUUUCUCUGAGGUAGUUUGGCUGCUCUUUGAAUAAUGCUAAUUGUGUGUCAAAUUUUGUCUACAACAGUAGGCAACAGAUGAAGAUAAGUUGGUUGAAUGUCUCCAGCACUAUGCAUCCCUAUUUUCUAUUUAUUGUGUAUACUCACUUUCAGUAAUGUGUUUCAAACUGGUAUUUUUUAAAAAACAAAUCAAUGUAAGGACUGAAGUUGAAGUAGCAACGUAAUAAAGUUUAAUUUGUUUA